Molecule: messenger RNA, 4544 nt
Organism: Diachasmimorpha longicaudata
Lineage: Eukaryota; Metazoa; Arthropoda; Insecta; Hymenoptera; Braconidae
Exons: 9
Coding region: 781-2832 (683 amino acids)
Biological process (GO): G protein-coupled receptor signaling pathway
Cellular component (GO): membrane
Molecular function (GO): G protein-coupled receptor activity
Source: RefSeq, a predicted model, not a curated record
CUCGUGACACGCCGCAAGUUUAAGGGCGGAUUAAGGAAAUUCGAGGUAAUUACCGAGGAUAUUUAAUUCGGGAGAAUUUAUUCCCGUCCAAUUAAAAGAGAUUAAACGCAGGAAAAAUCGAAUAAAAAAGAAAAAAAAAAUUAUCUAAUAAAAUAAAAUAAAUAAUCAAUAAUACAAUAAAUAAUACAAAUACAUCUCGGCGAAAAGAGUGAAAUUAUAUUGUAUUAAAUGAAAACAAGAAGUGAAAGACAAAAUUUCUUAAUUGAAAAAAAAAAUUGUUUCGUUUAAUUUAAUUGAAAAAAAAAAUUACUAAAUUUAAAUUAAAUUAGUUCUGAAUCACUUCGGGUGAUCAAUAAAUUUUUCAAGUGAACGCGUUCAAUAAAUUAUUAAUUUUUUUUUAUUUUUAAUGGAAUCUAAUGAGAUGUAUCGAAUGAACAGUGAGACUUUAAUGACAAAAAUGACGAGAAAUAAACAAAUUUACGGAAUAAAAAUUUAUAAUUGAAUAGAGAAAAAGUAGGGAAAUUUAUCGAAUAAAAAAUUUAAGGGGGAGUGAGCACUACGUGAGUGAAAAAUGAGGAAAAAUAAUUGACCGUUGAACACAAAUUUUCUCGUGUAUCAAUAAAAAGUGAAAUGCUCGGGGUGCGAAUGCCUCCAACCGCGAACCCGAGGGGAUUCGGUUUAUGAGGCGUCGAGGGUAAUCACACAAUGACGGAAAACGACGAGGGGAUGAAAAUAUUGAUGGAGUGAAUUUUCUCCCGUGGAUCAAAGUCGAGAGGAGGAAUGGGCCUUGGGGCCUUUGACGUAAUACUCGUCCUUGUUUCCACUUCGGGCCUUCUUCUCAAUGCCUAUGUACUACUUGUUGCGCUUGGCCUCAAUAAAGAAACUCAGCAACAACAGACAGCCAAUACCGUACUUCUGUUAAUACACCUUGGAAUUGUGGAAUCAGCUGUUUGCCUUGCGAUAUUGGUGUUCAGCAGUGGUGGAUGGCCAUUGGCAGGACCCUGGUGUACUUUAUAUGGGUUUAUAUUCAGUGUGCUACAUCCUGUUGGACUUUGGACAGUCACCGGUCUCAACUGUGACAGGUACUACGCGAUAUCAGCACCUCUCCAUUAUACCGCGGUGGUGUCCAGGAGACGCGUCAUCUUCGGCCUGACAACAUCCUGGAUUUUUCCCGUCCUCCUCUGCCUCCCCCCCCUAUUCGGCAUCGUCACCCCCUACAGAUACAAUUCUGAUUUCGGAUGCUGCGUUCCGGAAUUCACCAACUCCCGGAGCACCGUCGGCAUAAUUUACGCGAUAAUUUACAUUUUACUCGGCCUAAUGCUCCCAGUCUUCCUCGUGACACUCUGCAAUCUCCGGGUACUCGGAAUAGCUAGGUAUCAUCGACACAGAAUAGCCAGUGCCAUUUACGAAGUGACAUUGAGCGCUCAAGUCACGAUAACACACCAGAGGAAUCCCUUCUACGUGCCAACAAUAACAGCACCUAGUGCCGGGGGACCACCGAGAUUUCAUAGCGCUGCCAGUACUGUCAUGCAACUUGUUGUUCCUCUUUACCUCCUCUACUUCCCGUACUGCGGAUUAAUUUUGUGGGAGGUGUGCAGUGGUGCAGCUGUACAAAAUGGCCCAAAUAUACACAUGUGGAUAGCGUCCUUGGCCUCACUACUGUUAGCCCUCUCACCUCUGAUUAAUGGAAUUCUCUAUGGAGUUAAGUCACGAACACUUAGGAGAUCUUUUCAGAAUUACCGGAGGAAAAAAGUCACAAAGUCAGAGCUUCAACAGGAGAUACAGGCGAGAACACCGAGUGCAGCUGGCUCUAGGCGAGCAUCAGGGAGUGGUCCCGUAUCAUUAUUUCCAUUUCCACCCACUCAGCGACGUCUCAGUGAGGCACUAUUUUAUUUAGGUACUAAUUCAAGGGCUCAGGGCUUUGACAGUGAAAAUAUCAGGGGUUUUAGCAAAAGUAGAAUGCAGUUUGCUUCGUGUAAUACACUACAAGUACCUACAUCUGAUCCAGGUGAUACCGGAAGUAAACCCGUACGAACCAGCGCAAGUGCAGCAAAUCUGGUAGACCAGGCGUAUCGUCAAGAUACCACAAGUGUGACGCAAUACGAUACAUACCCAAAUUCAUCAAAACGCAGCCCCCGUAUACUCAUCACACGUACAUACAGCAACGAGAGCCCCGAGGGUGGUAGUCCCCUCCUCAAACGCAACCCCCCAACAACAAACUCAUCUACCACAUCAAACGACACAAAAAGAUGGAGGAAUGCGAGUGCUGGCAGUGACAGCAGCACUGGUAGCAGUGAUUACAGCGUUUGGACAACGAAAAUAUCCCCAAAAGGUAAUAUCGUAAAUUUCAAAAAUUCGGUGGAAAAUUGGCCGGUGGGGAGGCGUUUCACACGUGUCAAGACACUUGAGGAGGGGGCGACGAUGUUCGCGGGCAUAAGGAGAAGCAACAAUAGUGAGAGCAGUGAUACCACUGAUACAACAGCAACAACUACAACAUCGACACUACCGUCCAGAACGACUGUUCCCACGACAGAAGAGACGCACCCUAAGGAGGACAGAAGGGAGGAGCCGAAGGGCGGGGAGAGCGAGAGUGAGUCGCCAUGGUCGAGUGGAGAUGAGGAGAAUGGAAAAUUGAAUGAGUAUAAUGAUGGAAAGAUUAUUCACGAUGGUAAUAGCACUGAGGGUGAAAUUGUCAAGGACAUUGAUUGCAGUGAGACCAGAAAGUACAAGAGACGGAGGAGGGACAAGGAAAAAAUCAUAAGGGAGGAGGGGGUGGGGGGUGAGCGUAAGGGUGGACUGCAAUUGAGGCCUCUACUCACACCGUCUUCUUAGGCAAAUAAAGAUUAUUCUCGUACUCCUUAUCGAUCGUAAAAUUUAUUUUUCCUGAAUUCUAAUUUUUUUUGUAUUAUUAUGUCCAUAUCUGCUCGUAGGGGAGGGGGAGGCAAAGGCAAAAUCAAAAAAAGACGAUCUGUUUUGCUCCGAUUGAUGCAAUAUUACGAGGUGACAUGAAUAAUGAAUAUUGAUACACGGAUCGAUCCAUAAUCGAUUAAAAUUGAUCGAUUGAUGAAACUUGAAUUUGGAAUUUUCUCAAACAUUAGCGGGGCAAAAUGGGCAGUUUGUUUUUAAAACAUUUUCCAAUUUUUUUCUCCUUUUUGAGACGUUUUCUAAUUUUUUUUAGAAGAUUUUGGAGCUUUCGAUUAUUUUAUACUUUGACUCAUUUUGCCCCGUAGCAUCAGAUUGUCAAAAAAAAUAUUAAAAGGAUCUGGAAAUCGACGGAGGAUUUGUGAUAACUGACUUCAAAAGUUUUUCCAUUCAUUUUUGUGUAAAAAUUACCGAAAUUAAUUACACGAAAAAUUCCCUCUCCCUUCCCCUUUGGAGCAGAAAAUUCAAAAGAUAUAUUAUUUAAAAAAUUGAAAUUAGAACCAAUUUUGAAGUUCCAUAGACGUAAAUUGAUCCGCACAUAUCCCAGAAAUAAUAUUUUUGUACUGAAUCUCAGGAAUCCGAGUGAAAAACAAUCAACAAAAAUGUAAUAAGAAGUAAUGGUGAAUGAUAAGAAUGAUGAAAAGCCUCGGAAUCACAGAAAAACAAUUUUUAUCCAUUGAUUUUUUUUCCUCUCGUGGUAAUGUAAUAUAUCUCACGUAUAUCAGAGUGAUAAAGUGUUUUAUGUGCGUGAAAAUUGAGUUGAAUAUGGGAGCGACGGAUACGGAGUAUCUUCAGGCGUUUUAUUCGAAUGACUGUGGACCCCCUCCUCUCUCUGCACACGUAGAAAACACGUGUUUUAUGCCAGUGAAUCAAUCAAAUUCACUGGGAUGUUGAGGGUAUCACAGUGGAGCAGCCCCUGCGGUGAAAUUGCUUUUGAAAAAAUUAGAGGGAAUUUUUUUUGAAUUUUUUCACUGACAUUGUCGAGAUCUCCCUGAGGAUUCCGUCUGGCUGUCUCACAUUUUGAGUCGAGGGGUAACGGAAGUGGUCGGAAAAUUCUAAUUUUCCCAAUUAUUUUCUUUCGAUUAUAUCCAAUAUCGACAUCGGAUCUAGGACAAAAUAUAUUGCCAACCAAAAUAUCAGCAAAGAUAUAUUGGAUAAAUAUAUUUAGUCCUAAAAUAUAUUUUCAGAAUUUUUUAACAGCCAAAUUAAAAUAUUAUAUACAAUAUAUUAUACAAUACAUAAUAUAUCAUAUAUAAUAUAUCAUAUAUAAUACAUAAUAAAUCAACCUGAACACGACAACUUGUUGAAUGAUUUCAGAUUUUUGUACUAAAAAAAAAUUCAAUUCUCUAAAGUUCAUUUCACAGCAGAGGCCCUCCCACUCCCCAUAGCGAAAGAAAUUGUUGUUGUUGUUGUUGACAAAUAAAAAAAAAUCAUCGGGAGAUUAAGAAAAUAUUUCUCGCUGGCUGAGAAAGACAUUCAUGUAUCUGUGUACUUGACAGUUGUAAAAAAAAAAAAUAACAACAAGAUUAACGAUAAAUUAUUGCGAAGAUAAACAAAUGUUUAGUCUCUUCCGUUGGUGUUGAAAAAAUAUUUGUUUGAGAAUAAAGAAAAUUGAGACUGUA